UGAGGACUAUCUUGAGUCUUGACGUUUCCUAUAUAUAAGUACGUCCCCAUGGUUAUCAAUUCUCAUCCAUCAUUUUUCUUUUCUAAAGCCCAAGAUUACAGAUACUCAAAAUGGCGAUAUUAGAGAUGAGAGUACAUAUGGACUGUGAGGGCUGCGCGGUCAAGAUAAAGAAGGCUCUUGGAAAACUCAAAGGAGUGGACAGUGUAGAUGUAGAUAUGAGGAUGCAAAAGGUAACGGUCAUGGGGUGGGCUGCGUCAGACCAGAAGAAGAUGUUGGAAAGAGUGAGAAAAAGUGGAAAAAGAGCAGAGCUGUGGCCGUAUCCAUACAAACCUGACAACCAAUUUUACUACGAAUACUAUGAAAGAGAACCCACGAUUACUUACCAUGCAACCGGCCAUUCAUCGUCCUACAACUACUACAAGCAUGGGAAUGAUGGCCAUGAUCAUGGUUACUAUCAGCCACCACCUUAUUCAACUCUUGUUGAUGAACAAGCCAACUCUAUCUUCAGCGAUGAAAAUCCACACGCUUGCUCCAUAAUGUGAUAUAUAUAUAUAUAUAUAUAUAUAUAUAUAUAUGAAUGACUGUGUAAAUAAAAGCUACUAGUAUUUGUGAGCUGAAUUUCCCUAGUAAGACUAAGAACUGUUGUAAUUUUGUGCGUUGAAGAUGAAGAAUUUUCUAGUGCAUUCUGUUAGUAUUUGUUUAGGGUAGCUUACUUGGCACUUCGAUCUACAUCUCUUUCUAA
This is a messenger RNA of Gossypium raimondii (Peruvian cotton), 742 nucleotides long. Its product is annotated as heavy metal-associated isoprenylated plant protein 28. The coding region runs from base 111 to 542 and encodes 143 amino acids. The record is from RefSeq and is a predicted model, not a curated record. The transcript has 3 exons. Gene Ontology annotation, molecular function: metal ion binding. NCBI's taxonomy places the organism in Eukaryota, Viridiplantae, Streptophyta, Magnoliopsida, Malvales, Malvaceae.